AGCAUUAUUGGAAAUAGAAUAUAAUUCCUAACCACCAUAUAAAUGCAUUGUUUCUCAACAACAUUUUCCACACCACCACCUUCUCUUCCAAACACAAUUUGCAGCUAUAACACAAUAUUAGUAUAGUGUAAAGAUGUGGGAUAUCAGUAGUAUAUGGCAGAGGUUGAAACCAGACGUGGUAAUGGUGCUUAUACAGAUUGCAUAUGCUGUGAUGACUAUAAUAUACAAGCUCGCAAUAAAUGAUGGAAUGAGCAUGAGAGUAGCCGCGGCAUAUCGUCUUAUUUGUGCAUCCGCUUUCACUGUUCUAGUUGCUCUUAUCUUUGAUAGGAAGAAUAGAGCAAAGAUUACUUGGAGUGUGCUUUUUAAGUCAUUUCUAUGUGGAUUGUUUGGGGGAAGUUUGUUUCUCAACCUUUAUCUUGUUGGUUUGGCUUUGACGUCAGCAACAUUUAUGUUGGUCGUCAUCAACCUAAUUCCAGCCAUCACCUUCAUCAUGGCUGUAUGUUUCAGAAUGGAUAAAUUCAAUUUAAGGGUAGCAGAAGGAAAGGCGAAAGUGAUUGGAACAAUAAUGGGAAUAGGUGGUGCAAUGUUGAUGAUAUUUUUCAAAGGUGCAGAAAUUCAUAUUUGGUCUUCUAAUACCAAUCUUUUGCAUCCACAUCACAAUCAAAAUAAACAAAUGGCAACUCAUCAUGCUGACUUUGGUAAAAAAUUGUUGGGUGUUUCAUGUGCACUUGCAAGCAGUUGCUCCUUCUCAUUAUGGUAUAUUAUUCAGGCUAAGUUGAAUAAAGAAUACUCAAGUCAUCGCUCAAGUGCAGCUUUAAUGUCCACAAUGGGAGCCAUUCAAGGAACUAUUAUUGCUCUUUGUUUUGAAAGGGAUUGGGAACAAUGGAAACUACAAAACAAUCUCAGAAUUCUUGCCGUUAUAUAUCCAGGAAUUGUGGCCUCUGGUUUAGUUGUUAUUGCUAUGGCUUGGUGCAUAAAGAUGAGGGGCCCUGUAUUUGCAUCUAUUUUCAGUCCUUUACAACUCUUACUUGUAGUUAUAGCUGCUUAUUUCAUGUUGGAUGAAAAAUUAUAUUUGGGAAGCAUGCUUGGAGCAAUUGUGAUUGUGUGUGGUCUCUAUGCGGUACUUUGGGGUCAAAGCAAAGAAUUGAAAAAGAAAAAGAUGAUAUUAGAAAUUACAAGAAUGCCUGAAAAUGAUGAGCUUGUUGUUAUUUCCACGCCUGCUAUUUCCCAUGACAAAGUCGUCCAAACCUACACGAGUUCAGCCAUUACUAAAGAUAAUGUUGUUAAUGAGCAAUUACCUUGAUUGUAAAGCAUGGGAAAGAAAGAUGAAAAGUCCUUCACAAAAAUGAAUGUAAUAAUUAAAAAAAUGUUUAUCACUAAAAGACACAAUCAGAUGAAAUUGAUUGCAAUUUAUAUAUCUGAAUAUAAUAUAAGUAUAGAUUGUUUUGAAUUGGACAAAAUUCAGUUCUAUACUGAUGCAUUUUAUAAAAAAAACUCCUAUUUU
This is a messenger RNA of Vicia villosa (hairy vetch), 1504 nucleotides long. Its product is annotated as WAT1-related protein At1g25270-like. Gene Ontology annotation, cellular component: plasma membrane. The transcript has 7 exons. Bases 134 to 1303 code for a protein of 389 amino acids. NCBI's taxonomy places the organism in Eukaryota, Viridiplantae, Streptophyta, Magnoliopsida, Fabales, Fabaceae. The record is from RefSeq and is a predicted model, not a curated record. Gene Ontology annotation, molecular function: transmembrane transporter activity.